GGCUGGCUGGAGCGGCUUGUGGUGGUAGAAAAUCUAGUGGGUAGUGUUGCGACAAGCUAGAUUAAUCAGGACAAUCUUGUUAAAUGUAUCAUUUCUUCUUCCGUACUGAGGUCUAUAGAAAGCUAGUUAUCUUUCUCUAGAUUCACCUUUUCCCUGACAAAAAUGACUUCCAAGCGCCUCCUCGAUAAGUCUCUUACCGGCAUACGGCUCGGUGGUGCGGCUUCGACUCCAACUGUUAACGGCACGUAUGCAGGGAAUACAGCCGGACAUGGCGAGGCUGUCACGGCAAUGGAUUGCGGAGUGAUACUGACAUGUAAAAAAACAUCCUCGCCGGGUAGAAUUUUUAGUCCUGUUUUGGACGAUAGCACUUUGAGAGAACACAGCAAAGAUUCACUUGUCAACGGAGUUGGUCUGAAGUCAGGGAGAGAGAAGCACCUUGACCUGAAAAAAGUGGGCUAUGAGGCGGGUGACAAGGACAAGGCCAAGGACGACGCAGACCCGACGGACGACCCCCCCUGCCGGGCUCAGAAGAAGCCAAGUCCCCCCUCGCACUACCUGGUUCUGAACGGGCAGAAGCUAGACGACCAAAUGCACUUAGAGGCCCGGACCUCGGGCCGCAAGGGGGAGGAGGCCAGGACCCGCCUGCCGCCGCCGCUCUGCCCCGACGGCCUCGCCGAGGAGGACCAGAGACUCACAAACCCCUCCUCGCACAUCCCCGUCCCCAGGAACAGGAACCCCUCAGGUCAUGCAGAUAAGGAGGUGAUGGCUGCCACCGUCCUCACCAGUCUGUCCACCAGCCCCCUGGUGCUCAACCCCCCCACAGUUGCCAACGGCUCAGCUGUAGUUCCGGAGCUGCCCAGCAGGGGGUGGAAGGAGAGCCUGUCGGCCAGCUACAGCAGCUCCACCAGCGGCAACUGGAGCUGGGACGCCAGCGACCAGUCGGUGCCCUCCACGCCCUCGCCGCCGCUCUCCAACGACGCCAGCAAGGGCUUCCUGCUGUCGGCGGGCGGCAGCGACGACGCCAGCGAAGAACACGAACACAGCCCGCACUUCCUGUUCGAGGACCCCAUACCGCGCAAGCGCAAGAACUCCAUGAAGGUGAUGUUCAAGUGUUUGUGGAAGAACUGUGAAAAGGUCCUCAGCACCUCCUCAGGGAUCCAACGGCACAUUCGCACUCUCCACCUGGGGCGGAACAGUGACUCAGACUACAGCGAUGGCGAGGAGGACUUCUACUACUCGGAGAUCGAGGUGAACAUGGACACGUUGUCGGAGGGCCUGUCCAGCCUGACACCCACCUCCCCCACCACGGCGGGGCCGCCCCCCAUCUUCCCCAUCCCGCAGCUCUCCUCCGAGCCCUACCCACUGCCCCUGCCGCCCCCCAGGGACUCUUCUUCCGGCCACCACCACCACCACCACCACCACCACCACCACCACAACAACAACAACGGGGCGCCCGUCUUCCCCAUCACCCCGCUCAGCCAAUCGGCUCCCUCCGCUCUCUGCCACAUCCGCACUGACCACGCCUAUCAGGCCACUGCCCCCGUCAACAUUCCCCUGUCUUCCGAGAAGCUUGAGAGCGAGAAUGGGAUCAGUGUGUCCUGGCAGUCGCCCCCUGUCAUAUUUAAAGGCUUACCGGGCCCCAUGACUCAAAUCCGCACGGUCAACAUCGGGGAGAAGAGGCAGCUGGCCAAUCACAACGGCCUGGCCAACAAGGCCCACGCCAACAGCACCGCCCCGCCCCUCAAACCCGCCUCUGGAAACAGGAAGCCCCGUGGUGAGGCUAAGAAGUGCCGCAAGGUGUACGGCAUGGAGAAGAGGGACAUGUGGUGCACCGCCUGCCGCUGGAAGAAAGCCUGCCAGCGCUUCGUCGACUGAGGUCCCCCUCCUGUGGGGCGAGCUGGCUGGGGCCAUGAGCCUUCCCCCUGUGCCUCUCACUCUGGCCUGGCCCGGCCCGGCCCGGCACUGGUGCUGGGUCUGGGUCUCGGCCCACUUCCUUCCUCUCUCCUCUCUCCUCUCUGGCUGGGGAACACUGUUGGUGGUGAGGUUCUCUAUCCCCCAACCAAAUCCCCACACCCUAACUCUGGGACUGACUACUUCUUUUCUUCCUCCAUGCCACCAGAGGGAGCUCCUGUGCUCCAAAAAGAAAGCAACCCUCAACCAGCGGAACACUGAAAAAUGAAAUCUUUUCUUUAUGAUACAUACAGAUGAAAAUGUUUCUAAAAGAGUUUUUUUUCUUUUUCGACAAAACAAAGAACUGGUGUCUUCUCGUAGGCAGUGUUUUUGGAUGGACUUUGCAAGUUAUUCUGUUUAUAAUAUUCAAAAGCAGCAAAGGAAAGAAAAAAAAUCAUUAACUCAAAUCCUGAUAAUGAAGUUUCAUAUACUUCGAUUUUACAUUUUUAUUUUAGGCUGUCUUUAAUGGAAGACAGAGAUUGAAGAGUUCCGGUCGCCUUUUUUAUCAUCUUUGUGUGUAGCAUUCUAUAGACAUGGCAGUUUUUACUGGUCAACAAAAAAGCUUUUGUUGUUUGUUGAGAUCGUCAUGCAUUUGACCUUGACAACGUUCAUUUGACCUUUGUUGCUGAUUUUGUGUCGAACCCAUCUGCAGUCCUCGGAAGAUGUGCGGACAUUCAAGUUUCAUAGAGUAAGGUCCUCUGCACACACCAACUCAGACACUAUUGCGGUGCCCUAAAAUAUGACAAUAUAAUUAGCCAGCAGUGCAGAGAACAACACAGGAUCCAUCUACAACUCUUAGGAGACAUGAUAUUUUGUAGUCACACUGUCCAUAGCCAGGCCUGAUGCUGGUAAAUGGGGAAUCUAUGAAAAUAACAAUGUAUACAUUUUUAGCACAAUUUCAGCAGUGGUGUGCGUAUUGGUUCCACCCAUGCACUUAAAAUCAGGUUAUUUCACUAAGUGGCUAAUCUACCUGGCUGAACAAUUGUGCUGAAUUAGAAUAAUCUGGUUUAGUAACUAGAUGGCGGAUCAUGUGUCAUGGUGGAGCUCCUGCUCUCUAAAAUCCCUCUUUUGCACUUCUGCUUCUGUGCUGAUCCCCAUCUGAUCUGAUCCGGGUCUUUGAGCCCCAGGGCUCUCUGCAUUACCCCUCCCCAAGCUAUCACAAACUCCUAGGAGAACCAAAGCUAGGACCGGCGAUCUGUAUCUACUAAUGUGCGCUUCCAUGUCUCACAACACUGUCACCAUCAGGCUUUCUUCAGACCAUGUCAGUGUACCCGGAUAGGAAGCAAAUAACGUGGUCAUUGCUGUCAGCUUGCCUAGUCUUCGAGUAAAACCAGGAAAAAAAGAUUUGGUUGAAGCACCAUCUGAAAUCAUUGAUUUUCUAAAAAAAAACACAAAAAAUAAAAAAAAACAGAUGCUCACGCACACACAGAGAUAGUACACAGAGACACAUAUACAGCCACACAUGUAUACAUAGAAACACAAUGACAUAUUUUUUUCUUGUCCUUUUGAUGUACCUCUUUACUGAUAUGCACCUUGUUUUAGAUUGGUUACGCUCUUUGAGAUGGACAGUUUUGAAUGUCCCUUUGAGCUGUAGCUGAAAUGGCUUCAGCUGCAGGCCCCUGGAGUUUCACACACAAAAGUAGUAUCUUCUUCAGAUGUUUAUUUGAGGAUAUCUUUAGCCUUAGAAUGACAUCUGUUCUUUUUUUAUCUUUUGCUUCUCUGAUUUUUUUUUUUUUUUUGGUCGUCUAUGUUGUGUCUCAUGCCGAACAGACUUCUGUUGUUUCUUUUUUUUCCUUUUUCUUGUUCAUCUUUGAUGAUGAUCACGUAGCUUUGUAUUCCGCUAAACAGAUCUAUCACUCUGCAGUAUUACUUCAGUCAUUGUGAGGUGGCUGAAUCUGAAAAAACAAAACAGGUUUUGGUCCUGCUUAGGAAAUACUCGUCAGAUCCUGGACGAGAACUGGUUCCAUGUCAUUGGUUCGACAGUCCAUUAGUCCCACAGUUGAUCACUGACUACUUAUCAGUCUUUAUAAAAAGAGACCCAUUAGUCCGACAUCCCAUUAGUCCGACCACACAUGUUAAAUCUAUGCCCAAACCAAAACAAUUCCUAACCCUAACCGUCAGUAAAGGCAUGUUCUGUCAGUAAUUGUUUUAGCAUUAUAAUUUUGUAAAUAUUCACUUUUAAGUUAACUGAAAAGCUGAAACCCAAACCAAAACGACUCCUAACCUUAACUGUCAGUAAAAGCAUCUUUUUUGCACAUGUAUUUGUUGUCUGAAAACAAAAGACAGGCCCACAUAGCCUGAGUGCCGUGCACAUCUGUCUGACUAACGGGAUGUUUGACCAAUGGGAUUCCUCUUAUGCUCCUCUAUUGUUGUCGGACUUCUGUGCUGUCGGGCUGAUUGGGCUGCCGGACCAAUGGGCAGACACCCCCCCCCCCCCCUCCCCCUAGAACCACAUGACAGCAGGGCUAGAGCUCAGGUCUCAGCUGCUAUUUGACAAUUUAGACGUUGCCUUCUUCAGACAAAAAAGCUAAAUCAGACCUGGAAUUUCAGUGUAGCAUUUGAGGCUACAUGCAGAAGACUGCAUGCUAGUCUUUGUGGACCAUGCCCAUGGUCCCCUAAAUUUGGGAAUGUUCCCAUUUUGGUAGAGAAACAAGAUUGUGUGUGCACAUCAAAACUAAACCUACACAGGUGAUCAGCACCCAAGGGUGAACCUGAGGCAUCAGUCUUUUUACAUCUCGUUUGGUGCCAUGUUAGUCAUAUAGAUGCCAAAUCCAAAUGAUAGACAGACAUCAAUUAUCUGUGAAGAGUCCAUUGACAUCCCGUGAAACUCUUCCUCAGCAUUAUCUAUUUGCUUUUAUGACACCGCUUUUUCUGUUAUAACAAAAAGCAUUAGAAGGAAGAGAAAAAAAAACAAGAGCACACUUUUUGUUGUGGAGAAGUGGAUCACUGAUCUUCUAAAUGCUGUCUUGAUUGUAGACACUUCUAUGAAUGUAGUUUCUGCUGUAUGUUGGCAUCAACUAGCUCCCACCCUGCCUCUCUCUCUCUCUCUCUCUAACGCUCUCUCCUCUCCCCCUCUGCCUCCUCAGAAGCUAGUAUUUUCCCCAGAGUGCAAAUUUCAGUGGCCUUUCUUGGUCACACACAAGACUGUUCACAAGCUCGCGUCCUCAAUUGCAAGGGUCAUCACACUCGCUCACACACCGAGCAGAGUGCUAUAUGGGACUUCUCUCAUGUGAACGAAAGCACCACCUUUUGAGCAGUCUCCAAGGCAACUAUACAACCUACGCAAAGAGAAUCGACCAAACCAACCACGACUCCAGCCUAACUCUCUGGGAGACUGCACAAGCAUUUUGGCUGUCUGUGUGUGCGUGUGCGCCGCUUUAUGUUAUCAAAUCUUUUAUAAAGACUUUUUUAUUACUUCACACAAUCUUAUUGACCCAGCUGUGCCAAUUUGUUUAAGUAUGGUGGAUAAGUAAAAAAACAGUGCAGAUAAGAAAUGUUGGUGGAGUGUUGGUCAUGGCUCGGUUCUCUUCGCUAGCCAAGUCGGUGCUUAACAUUAGCUCAAAGUGGAGCUUGGUGUCUGAAGUGGACAGAGAGGGAGGUUCCUCUCAAGGUCGCGUAACAUUUAAAAAUAUUAAAAAGUUCACUUAAAGUGCCAAUGAGAAGAACAACAUCACGAGGGAAUAUAAGAGAAAAAAAACAUACAUUUAUAAAGACAUGAAAUCGAAUUGCACUAACUUGUACUGCACAAAGACGCGUAUUUCUAUGUGAAUUUUAUUUUCUAAAAUAAUCAGAGCGCUAUUUUGAAGUCAAGAGUUGAGUUGCGUGGGUCACAACUGCCACAGUGUGCUUGAAUGGAGGGGGAGGGGGAGGGAUUACAAACCCCACCCCUCUCUGACUAUAAGCUGUUAGUGGGCGGUACUUUUUUAUGGCAUCGGGCAGUUAUGACCCCUUUUGUCUGGUGUUGCUUUAGCAGAUGAAUGUGGUCUGAGUUUUGAACCCAUUUGGUGGAAGUUUGUUUGUUUGUUUGGCGUCCAGGCUGCCGGUAUCCUGGGAUCGUGUCACUGUCCCGCGCCACACUGCUGUGCUAUGAAUGAUAAAAGAGAUUACGACUUUUGAACAUACACACAUAUGCACAAACACAUACACAAAAAAGGCACUCUAUAUCUCACAUAUAGUACAAUAGAACCACAUAUAGAGCAACUUCAGAACACAGCCCUUGAUCACUUUUGCCGUUUGAACACACUUAACUUGCCUCCAUUUAUUUUUUAAAUCUUAAUCUGCAAAGGGAAAAUAUUGCAGACAAAUCAACCAUUUGUAAUUUGUCUUGAACCUAAAGUUUCGCUUUUAUAUUCAACAUCUUAAAAAUGGCCCAGGAGCUCAAUCGGCUCCUGUCUUCAUGCUAGCUGGUCCGAUGUAUGCACAGCACCUUAUUUAAUUUCAUGUGUACUGCAAUCAAUUCAUGUUUUUAAUAUUUUUAAAAUCAUUUUUAAUAUAUUAUUUUCUGGCGUUUCCUUGAAACUAUGUUUGUGUGAUAUGCAGCACAUUAACACAUUGAAGCGUAACAACAGAUCAAUAGCUAACCAUCAUAGUGGCAAGUAAAGGCAAUUUGUUGUGAUCCAAAGUUUUUUGCUCGUUUCCGUCUAGAGAGGCUCUCUCUGGUCACAGGCUGAAAGUCUGGACUUUGCAUCAGGAGAACCUGUAAUCGGGAUAAGCGAGGCACAGCAAAGGGCAAGGUCAUGACAUUCAUUUUGGUAAAUACAUCAAGUUGAGUAUGCUUCAUCUUCCAAAUAUGCGGAAGGAACUGAUUUGUCUGUUUCAGUGUACAGUAUGCAGACACUGAAAGUACACUCAAGAGUACUACUACACCCAGAAAUGGAACAGAAUUCCAACUCUCGGAAAUAGAGCCAAUCAGACGCUUGGUAACACAGAACUGACUAAUCCCAAUGUAGGUGUCACUAACGACUGGCCAAUCACAUGUCUCCCAUCUUCACAACUGUUUUCUGGAGAAGCAAAGCUUUACUAUCCAGUCUUAUGUUUUGAAUUGCACUAAAAAAAAACUUAUCAGAGGGAAAGAGGUCACCCACUCGGAGUGAGUUGUUGGGGCAGUGACACUUCCCUGCGGAUACCGUGCAUCACGUCAGGGCUUUUCCUGGACACUACACUAAGGAAACCAUUAGGAGAUGUUUCAGUUUCAUGUUUUUGUCAUCAUUUUUUGUAUUAUGAUAUGGAAAAUAAAUCUUUUUUUGUUUCUCUUUGAUUAUACAUUUUGUUCAGUGAAUUUUUUGCAGUUUUUUUUUUUAAAUGAUUGAAAAGCUAUAGUUGAAGAAAUAUGUAAAUAUUUGUUGUAUAUUGUUGGGUUACAGGGCAGUGGGUAUAUAAAAUGAAAAAAAAAGAAACAAAAACACAAAACAUUGAAUGUAAAAUCUACAAAAAGAUACUCCUGUUCUCUUCUUAUGUUUUUUUUCCUUUGUAUUAUUCUGGAUUCACCUAUGGUGAUCAUCUUAGUUUCUACUUGUCUCACCACCCUCUCUCCAGUUAGUUUAUCAUCCGAUUCAACCAGCGACAGUGUUUAUCAGAUUCAUUUCCCUUUGUGAAGUGAGAUGCUUUAAAUGUACUCCACAAUUAACUCAAGACUUUCGUCAAGGCUCCCCGCUUUCUUUUCAUCCUUCUCUCCAAAUAUUGAUUUCAGUCAAAGCAAAUGUUUUGUAUGUACAUGUGUUUGUGUGAAUGAGUAAAAGACAAAAAAAAGUCGAAUUAGAGCCUGUACUUCGAAGAUUACAUUUACUUGCUUGUUUGAUGUUUUGUUUGUUUGUUUGUUUGUUUGUUUGCGGGUAGAAUUUGCCGUGCCCUGCACAUUCCAAUCUGCAAUAACGCUGUGCUGUCCCCUGUUGUUGUUGUGAAAUAUAAGCCCGCAUCUUGGGUUACUCAUAUGGGACACAAAGUUUGACGUGUUUGUGCUCUCGCCCCCAGUCUCACUGUCUAACCUUACCCAGUGCAUUAAGCUAAAGACCCAAGAAAUGUGUAGAGAUUUGUCUGUCGUUGAUAAUCUUUCUUUCUUUCUUUCUUUCUUUCUUUCUUUCUUUCUUUCUUUCUUUCUUUCUUUCUUUCUUUCUUUCUUUCUUUCUACCUUUCUUUCUUUCUUUCUUUCUUUCUUUCUUUCUUUCUUUCUUUGCUUUUCCCCCUAACUUGGAUCAUUCUCAUCGUCAGAGUAAUCCUAUCUUUUUGAAAAAUAGAGUGUAUGACAUUAUGUUUUUGUGCUGUCAGCUCAACAAAACACAAACUAUAUUUUGAACGCUUCCAGUGCCUCCUUCUAUGACUCUGACUGAUAAAACACUCUUUUAUUCUCUUACAGUAACUUGCUCUUUCUGGAAAGGCUGUUUUAUGUCCAAUUUGUAUUGUUCCUAGCUAAAACAAACAAACAGAAAAGUUUUUAUCACGUCUGCUUUAACUGAUUUUUUUUUUCCAACAUGUUUUAUUUGUGUUGACAUUCUGUUUUGUUUUGCAUGUCCAGUACCACUUCUGUACUGUGUUACCCGAUGGGAACGUUGAUUGUCAAAAGCGAGAGUUCACUGUAUAGUGUGGGAGGGAGGGCCGGCCCGAGUGAUGUGAUGAUGGGCGCGUGAUGAGAGUGUGUUUGUGUUUGCAGAGUUGUGAUGAUAAUGAUGAUGAUGAUGAUGAUGAUGAUGAUGAUGAUGGUCAGAUACUUACAAUGUGAUGAAAGACAAAGAGAAUAAAUGUGCAUCACGCAGCA
Engraulis encrasicolus (European anchovy) is the source of this 8701-nucleotide messenger RNA. RefSeq names its product SLC2A4 regulator (gene slc2a4rg). Gene Ontology annotation, cellular component: nucleus. Gene Ontology annotation, biological process: regulation of transcription by RNA polymerase II. The transcript has 9 exons. The coding region runs from base 163 to 1875 and encodes 570 amino acids. Gene Ontology annotation, molecular function: DNA-binding transcription factor activity; RNA polymerase II cis-regulatory region sequence-specific DNA binding. Lineage: Eukaryota; Metazoa; Chordata; Actinopteri; Clupeiformes; Engraulidae. The record is from RefSeq and is a predicted model, not a curated record.